This is a messenger RNA of Agrilus planipennis (emerald ash borer), 2035 nucleotides long. Its product is annotated as zwei Ig domain protein zig-8. Bases 971 to 1864 code for a protein of 297 amino acids. Gene Ontology annotation, biological process: synapse organization. The transcript has 6 exons. The record is from RefSeq and is a predicted model, not a curated record. NCBI's taxonomy places the organism in Eukaryota, Metazoa, Arthropoda, Insecta, Coleoptera, Buprestidae. Gene Ontology annotation, cellular component: neuron projection membrane.
UUAGUCAGAAAACAAACGUAAAGCCCCCCGACGUAUAGAAUGGGUUGCUAUUGCUAUAGACAGUAAAAUGGGUCCUCGAACAGCGUCUCGACGCCCCUGAUGGAAGCUGACGGCCUUCUUCUUCGAGAAUGUUGCUCUUAUAGACGCUCACUUUGAUGUUUAGUUAGUGCUCGCUAAUAUAACUGGCAGUACCGAUGGUAGUUUUUGCUUUGGCGUCGCUGGUACGCAGACGCCGCACCGACGUCCGUCGUCGCGUUUGUGCUACAGAGUAUCUUUCGUCCUGCCACAUACAAAUAUUGUACUGUAGAAUGAUUUCGCGUUAGCAGAUCGCUCAUACAGUGUCCGAAUUGAACCCGCACAUUUUUUCGUGAAAGUGAACAAACUAACUUCUAAAAGUGUGAAAAGUGAAGAAUAGGAAUCGUUUUUCAUCCAGCAACGUAAAUAAAUAACCCAAGCAUGGAGAUUUAUUGAAAAAAUUGAACUAGAGAGAUCGACUACUACGAAAGACUGAAGCCAAAAACAAAAUUAUUUAAUCAUGGAAAUAGAUAACUCUUUUUGAAUUGAAAGAAUAAAACUGUAGCGGUCGGUCGAACAAUUAAACAAUUUCGUAUCUUGAUCUUUCGUGCUACCCUAUGGAUUAUGAAAUUGUUUUGAAGUCUGACACAAUUUUCUGGAACAUUUACCAUUAGAACGAAAACUAUGUCAGGCAGUAAUCUUACAAAGUGUAAAAACAAAAGUGAUCCGCGAGAGCUCUACGCUUGAGUACUAGAUAAAAUCAGUUUAAUAUGAUAGAGUGGUUUAUCACAAAAAUUGGCUAUUACUCUAGAUGAUGUUAUUUAUUUAAUAGUUUAUUUUGAACGUGUUUUCCUCAUAUAAGCAAACCAUCUAAUCAAAUGAAAAAUUUACCCUUUGAGAAGGGAAUACAGAACGUUCUCUAAAGGCAUCAGUAAUACCGAAACCAAACUUUUGCAUGGCGAAGAAGAUAUCGAUUGGGGGUUUUCCCGCCCCUUUUCCAAUUCUCGCACUGCUGCUUAUCAAUCUUGUCUCAAUUACAUCUCUAACAUAUUCAGAUGUGUACAGGAACGGGCGACUGAGACGGAGCUAUGGAUCUGGAAAGGGUGGAACAAAAUACUUCGAAAAUUUACUCGAAAAGAAUUCCGUGUUUGCCACAGAAAACUCCACAGUUGUCUACGCCCAACGCGGUGGUACAGCAACACUACCUUGUGUAAUAAGAAAAAAUGGAAAUGGAAUGGUUUCGUGGGUUAGAAAAGGUGAAAAUCCCGCCCUGCUUACUUACGGCCUGGCUACCUACAGCGCCGACGAGCGUUUCAUGGUCGAACAUGUACGACACCUUCAGAACUGGGGUCUACUAAUUAAGAAAGUUCAACAGUCCGAUGCCGGAGUUUACGAAUGCCAAGUUUCGACCCAUCCUCCAGUUAGCAUAUUCAUUAAAUUGAGAGUUACAGAAGCCACCGCAAAUAUUUUGGGAACCCGUGACGUCUUCUUAAAUGCAGGAUCGGCUCUGCGAUUGAUUUGUACCCUGAAGCAUUCGAUCGAACCCCCGGAAUACGUUUUCUGGUAUCAAAACAACCACAUGGUCAACUAUAACCCCGGGGUGGAAGUGAAAGACACUAAAACGUCGAGCGUCCUGCUGGUGAAAGAUGCCGACACGACACACAGUGGAAACUACACUUGCAGUCCUUCUAAUGCUGUGCCAGCUUCUGUCAAUGUGCAUGUUCUAAAUGCGACUGAAGAGGAAAAUCCGGCUGCUAUGCUACACGCAGGUUCAACUCCCGUUUGGAUUCAUCUCCCGCUUGCGCCUCCUUUCUGUUUGAUUUUAAUUACUGAAGCUCUACGGAGAUGAAGGUUUUAAAGUUUAAACUUACGUUGUUCAUGUAAAUAAACUCGUGUACAUAUUACCACUUUAACUUUUGAAAUAGUUUAAUGAGAAUUCUCAUCAAAUGAAUGUAACAAAAACAUACAAACGUAUAUAUGCAAUGAAUGUUUAAUCAAACAGUAAAGUAACUGAAACAUU